Molecule: messenger RNA, 3598 nt
Organism: Limanda limanda (common dab)
Lineage: Eukaryota; Metazoa; Chordata; Actinopteri; Pleuronectiformes; Pleuronectidae
Gene: cab39l
Product: calcium binding protein 39-like
Exons: 9
Coding region: 305-1309 (334 amino acids)
Biological process (GO): intracellular signal transduction
Molecular function (GO): protein serine/threonine kinase activator activity
Source: RefSeq, a predicted model, not a curated record
GACGUGCGCUGCGGAGCAAGCGUGUGACAGCGUUCGAGUCAAUAAGACGAAUAUCGCCCGGAAUUAGAGGCAGAACUGGGACUAUUUCCUCCGCGACAACACCCGGCUCCUCCGCGGCAGCUUCCCUCCACUCACGCCGGGUUUACCCUCUCCCUGCUCGGCCCCUGGCUUGACACACGAAGCCUUCGAGGUUUGCCCCGGGAGCCUCGGCUGUUCUGCGGACUGGAAGCGGGUGGAAGACGGUUGACGAACGUGCCCCCGAGCGAGCAGCCUCCCCCCGUCCUAAGGCGAGUUUGAUUGCGUCAUGCCGCUGUUCGGUAAAUCCCACAAGAGUCCGGCGGACAUCGUCAGGAUCUUGAAGGAAAACCUGGCCACCCUGAUCAAACAGAAAGGAAAGACAGACAAGGCGUCGGAGGAGGUGAACAAGUGCUUGGUGUCCAUGAAGGAGAUCCUGUGCGGGAUCAACGACAAGGAGCCUCACACUGAGACCGUGGCCCAGCUCGCCCAGGAGCUGUACAACAGUGGCCUGCUGAUAUCGCUGGUGGAGAACCUGCAGGUCAUCGACUUUGAGAGGAAGAAGGACGUGUGUCAGAUCUUCAACAACAUCCUGAGGAGGCAGAUCGGGACGAGGAGCCCCACAGUCGAAUACCUCUGCUCCCACCAAGAGGUCCUCUUCACACUGCUGAGAGGGUACGAUACAUCCCAGGUAGCGCUGAACUGUGGGAUCAUGCUGCGGGAGUGCAUCCGCCAUGAGCCGCUCGCCAAGAUCAUCCUCCACUCGGAGGAUUUCCACAGUUUCUUCACCUACGUGGAGAUGUCCCCCUUCGACAUCGCCUCCGACGCCUUCGCCACCUUCAAGGAUCUCCUGACAAGACACAAAGUGCUUGUGGCCGAGUUCCUCGAACAGAACUACGAUGCUGUGUUUGUAAAUUAUGAGAAGCUGCUGAUCUCUGAGAACUACGUCACCAAGAGGCAGUCACUAAAGCUUCUGGGCGAGCUGUUGCUGGACAGGAAAAACUUCACGGUGAUGACGCGCUACAUCAGCAAACCGGAGAAUCUCAAGCUGAUGAUGAAUCUGCUCAGAGACAAGAGUUCCAACAUCCAGUUUGAGGCCUUCCACGUGUUUAAGGUUUUCGUAGCCAAUCCCAACAAGACGCAGCCCAUCAUCGACAUCCUGCUCAAGAACCAGACCAAGCUCAUCGACUUCCUGAGCAACUUCCAGAAGGACCGCUCCGACGACGAGCUGUUCAACAACGAGAAGACGUACAUAAUCAAACAGAUCAGGGAUCUGAAGAAGGCGGCCUCCUAGAGAAUUACCCCCCCCCGACUUUUUAUCCAUAGGAAGACUUAGAAAAAAAACACAUUAACAAUAAUCAUUAUUUUAUUUAAAAAGAAAAAAAUCUUCAAGACGUUAUUUGUCUUUUUUCUCUUUGUUGGUUCAUUAAAAAACGUGUGCAAGAGUAGUUCUCAAUCACUGAUUUUUUAUUUUUACUUUAAAUCUUUUUUUUUUUGUCAUCUGUAGCAUGUAGUGCCACAGCUUGUGGUGUCGGAGGCAGCUGAUUCGCAUGUUGGGAGAACCAGCGAUUUAAAAAUAAGGCUUUGGACAGAACGCUCGAGCGGCUUCCGAACAAGCAGGCGUGACCGUUUAUUUCUUUUCUUUGAAUCACCUGUCGCUGCAGCCGAGCUCCGUUCCCUACUGUUCAAAUGAAGUAGUUGCAAAUCAGAAGGAUAAUGAAGACUUUCUACUUUUCUUAUUUUCUUUCUAGCUGGGUCAACGUUUCUGGUCAGGAUUCCCCAGAGUGAAACACAUUCUCUUUAACCCCUAAAAGCUUUAUGAGCUAAAGAUUUUGACAUGAAUGCCCGUUACCUUCUGCUAGCUGAACACCUCUUUGUUAUUGCUCUGCCAAAUCCAACAAUUGCCUAAAUAAAUGUUUCUUUCUGAGACUAUAAAGCUUUGUCCGACAUGAAUACAACCAUGGAAUUAAAAAAAGUCUUCCAAAAGUUUAAAGUUGAGAAACGUGCUUCCCGAGGUCACCAAGCCUUGAUGCUUGCGUGCAAAAUAUUUUGCACGAGUGAAAUUUGCCUCUAAAUGGUCACAAUUAGCAGUUUACGAGACUCGAUCUGAGUUUAACAUUAAAUUGGCUGUUAAACGUGUCUUUUCAGUCAAACAUUAUUCUCUCCCGGCCUCAGAAGCAUUCGCCUGUGCCGAUCUAAUCGAUUUUACACAACUGAGAAUCCAGGCGUUCGCAGGCGGUUGCUUUCAGUCGCCGUCGGCCAAAGCUCGCAGAUGAAAAAAUCAUAAGGCUCAUUUGAAGACUCUUCUGAAAUAAGAGCCGUGAUGUUGGUCUGCUUUCGGUACAGCAAGCUUCAAUCAUUUUGAUCACUGGUUCUCUUCGCUGGUGGCUGGUAGCACUUUCUGUAUGAUAAAGAAAAAAUAAUAUGAUGAUUCUGGUGAACUGUUUGUGUUUUUGUUUUUCUUAAUCUUGAGCUGAUCACACUGCUUGAUGGCAUUUUUUUUAUAUAUAAAUAUAUAGCUCCGUUUCUUGUCAUGUACAGUUAAUGGUUUGCACAAGUGUCAUUGUGGGCAUGAACAUGGAGGAGGCACUUUGCUGUGUGGAGGAGAGGAGCUGUAAAGAUUUAAGUUUUCUCUGUGUUCUCGGAUCAGAUGUUGGUGUUUGAGUUAAACGGGCGAGAAGUUUCAGAGGUGCCUUUUUGGUUUGGUGUGUUUUCUCUUCUAUUUAUGUCUUGUUUUUAUUUCUUUCCUGUAUCUUUCCAGGGGGAGCUUAAUCACGUGGAUGAAAAUAUGCUCUGGGUGGAACAUAUUUGUUUUCGAUUAAGCAGUGAACCUCUUAACUCACUACGUUUGAGUUACGCUGUCCAAGAAUCUUGUUUAUUCAUAGCUGAUUGGUUGCCAUAGUGAGCGGAUAGACUAUUUCAGUUUUGCCAGCACGUGUGAAGUUUCGAGCUGCGAACCUUUUGCCGCAGAGUCGAUCUGUAACUGUGAAAAAUUCUCAUAUUGUUAAAGGAGAAGAAAAAAAAGCUAAAUCAGCAAGGAUUAAAACGCUACUGUGCCGUUUUUCAUUUUCUAUAAAAGUAAAGUAAAAUUUCCAAUUUAUUUCCUAAUCAAUAUUUGAUGUGCAUUAUCAUGAGGAAUAAAUAAAUAUGUCUUUUAAUUGGGACGCUUAUUAGUAAAUUUCAAACUGAAAUAAAGGCAGUAGGGGUGUAGGGUGACUAACAAUUUUGAACGUGUAAAGUGCCAUUUUCCUGUUUUUCCCAUGUGGCAUAAAAAAAAAAAAAAAUCCUUGUUCUUUCUUUUGGGUGAAAAAUAAACACAAUACCAGCUAUUUUUGGAUGUUUAAAAGUUGUGACAGUAUUUAUAUGACAUUAGAAUAUAACGCGUAGUAGAGCAACCAGCUGUACACCAGGCUUGAGCUCUUCCUUAUUUUUUUUUAUUUUUUUUUCAGUUUUACGGCUCAAACAAUUAAAAAAGCACGGUCAAGCAAAUCGUCACGUCGUCUGUCCUCUGAGAGCAGACACUUUCUUUUCCACACUGAUGCUACUGUACCACAUUCGCAGCAAAUAAAAGGAUUGGAAUGCA